GAAGAACACGGGGUAGGCUUGACAUAAAUCAGAGUCGUAAUUUGCUUUAGGAGGGGAAGAGAAGAAAUCGAAAUCGUAGAGAAGUGUUUCUACAGCUACAAGAAACGUUCUGUCAACGUUGUGUCAUUUAUUUUUCAAAAGAAAAAGAGCUGAAAGCAGCAAUGGCGCCCUCUCUCCUCCAGGCCUAUAGUAGGCGCUGGUGGAUGGCUGUGACGGCGGUGUUGGAGAACCUGCUGUGUUCUGCCGUGCUGCUGGGAUGGGGCUCCCUCCUCCUCAUGCUGAAGGGCGAGGGCUUCUACUCACACCUCUGCUCAGAGAACGACACGAUGGCCCACUUGCUGGUGAUGGGCAACCUGACUUCCUGGGAGAGUGGUAUCUGGGUGAGCUGUGUGGACCAGGAGGAGAUGCUCAACCUGGGCUUCACCAUCGGCUCCUUCCUCCUCAGCGCUGCCACCCUGCCCCUGGGCAUCCUCAUGGACAAGUACGGCCCGCGCCCACUACGCCUUCUCGGCAGUUUUUGUUUUGGUCUCUCUUGUGCCAUGAUGUCAAUAUCAGCGUACGAUCCUCAUCGGCUCUCUGCUCUCAUCUUUCUGGCACUCUCCUUCAACGGCUUCGGAGGAAUCUGCUUGACCUUCACCUCCCUCACGAUACCCAACAUGUUUGGCAGUCGAACCUCCACCAUCAUGUCUCUGAUGAUUGGCUCCUACGCCUCUUCUGCCGUCACCUUCCCUGGAGUCAAGCUGAUCUAUGAUGCAGGCGUGUCGUUCCGGGUGAUAAUGUGGGUGUGGUCGGGUCUAGCAGGCGUCGUCUUCCUCAACUGUUUCUUCAACUGGCCAGGGGAGGCCUUGCCCACGCCGGACGAGGUCGACUACAUUAAGCAGUUAGCGUCGACUGAUGUGUCUGGAGACCAUAAGGGGGUGGGGGAGAGUUUGAGUCAGAAGAAUGGAGACCUGAAACACUCCACUGAGAAACUCCCAGCCAUAACACCGAACACCAUCCCAUUCCGUAGGUCCGUGUUCUCGCCCAUCUUCCUGUGGAGUUUGGUUACCAUGGGGAUGACCCAGCUCAGGAUCAUUUUCUUUAUGGGUGCCAUGAACAAGAUGCUGGAGUUCCUCGUCACCCACGGCAACCCUUACUCCUCUGUUUUGAUCGUCGAGGCAGAGGAGAAAGUGAGUUUCUACUCGUCCAUCUUCGGCUCCCUGCAGCUGCUGUGUCUGGUCACCUGUCCUCUGAUUGGCUACAUUAUGGACUGGAGGAUGAAGGACUGUGUGGACGAGACCAGAAAAGACACAGAGAAGAGACCAGCAGACGGGCUGACGAGAGACAAGAAGAUACAGAAAAUCACUAAUGCCAUGAGAGCUUUCAUCUUCACCAAUCUGCUACUGCUGGUGUUCGGAGUGUGCUGUCUGAUAGACAACCUGCAGCUCCAGAUCCUGACCUUCAUCCUCCACACCAUUGUCAGAGGGUUCAUCCACUCCUGUUGUGGAGGCCUGUAUGCUGCUGUAUACCCCUCUAACCACUUUGGAACUCUGAUUGGGCUGCAGUCGAUGAUCAGUGCUGUGAUCGCCCUGCUGCAGCAACCCCUCUUCAUCGUCAUGGUGGGAUCCCUGCACGGAGAUCCCUACUGGAUCAACCUGGGCAUGAUCCUCUUCUCAUUGGCUGGCUUCUUGUUGCCUGGAUACCUUUUCUACCAUCGCAGACACCUGAUCCAGGAGAAGGAGGCUCAGGACAAGAAUGCCACUGGCCAGGAGAGAGAGGCUCUCAACCACUCAGAGAUCAAUGGCCUCAAACACCAUAGCAAUGGUCACAGCAUCCAGUAAGCGUAGGAAGUGGUUCUGGAGCAAUGCUAAGGAUUUUGGGAACUGUAGGAUUAUUUGUAUCAAUGUUCAUAUUAGCCACCCAAUCACGAACCACAAUAUCAUCAAGUAAAUGUUAUUUUUUUGCAUUGUUAGCAUUAUUGCUGUUGUUGUUGCCUCAUGGCUUUAUUCAAUCUGUAUCGUGGAAGUUCAACGCUUAAGCCCAAAUGAAAUUUAAAGGCAAUGUUCCCACGUUGGAAAUGACCAUGACUUUACUAGCGCUUCAGCGAUGCAGAUUGAAUAGAGGCCUAAACCAUAGAACUUCCAACCAUGAUCCACUAACAUGUCAGGACUUGAAGUCAGAUACUAGUCAAUGGAGUUGCUUGAAUUGGAAUGUCUUGAUAAGUUAUCAGAAUUCUUUUGUUGUUGAUUUAUUUGCUGUGUGGCUAGUCCAAGACUUCUAUGGUACUUGAAGGACCCUUCAGGGGCAUGUUACUCCUUUAAUAUGUCUCAAUCCAUGUUGACAAAGAACACACGACACCAAAGAAUGAUAUUCAGAUAUGAAUUGUGCAGCUUCUACUGAAACAAAACGAUAGUGUUUCUGUUUCGGUUAAUCAAAUAUGCUGAGUGUCACAGACGAAGGAUGUAUCAAAAUGACAUGUAAGAAAAUGUGAAUAGCAUAGUUAAGGUUGUACUACGAGGCUUGGGUGAAAUCAGACACCUAGUCAGGAAGAAUGGUACAAUUUGUUAUACCAAAUAUUAUGCCAUUGCUUUUUGUAUUGCAAUCAUAUUUUUCUUAUCGCAUAAACUAACAUGCAUACAGACACACACAUGUGCUGGCUCUUACGCUCACUCUCUUUCACAGACAGACUGACUGUAGAGACACUAACUACCUCUUCUAUUCCCUAACCGUCUCUCUACAACCCAAGACCCAUGUGUGUGCCUGUGUGAGAGUGUACCGUGUGUGUAGAUUUGUCUUUUCAUUGGUCAUUAUCACUCAUUAGCCAUGUAAUAUGUAGAUGUUUUAUUUUUGGUAUGAUACUUUUAUUUUUCAAACAAUAUACAGACAAAAGACAACGUAGAUUCUAUGCCUAGAUUGUUUAAAGAUUGACGAAGUGGAGUCAAAUUGGUCAUUCUCCACUGUACUCGCAUUUCAAGAUUUUGUUUUAAAACAUGAAAACAGUGUGACACUUGACACCCAAAGCUGAGACUGAUUUUGAAAAGUAGACGGAUGCAAUGGUAAUAUAUCCAAUGUGUCAAAUACUUUUACAGCUUUGUGACCAGGAAUUAACGUGUGUGUAAAACUGUAUUUACUGUCUGUUUGUACCUUUUAUAUGCAGACAUGUUAAAAAGGGGAUUGUUAUUAUUACCCAAAGUUUUCAUUGUAAUGCCAUGGUUAUAACUGCUAUUCUGAUUAUGUAGGCUUUCUGUGUUCUCUACCCGGUUAGUGUAGAGUGUACAAAACAUUAAGAACACGUUCCAUGACGGUGUCCAGGUGAAAGCUGUGUCACCUGUUAAAUCCACUUCAGUCAGUGUAGAUGAAGGGGAGAAGUAAAAUAAGUAUUUGUGCCUUGAGACAAAGAUUGUGAAUGCGCAAGCAAAGAUAUAAGUGCCUUUGAACGGGGUAUGGUAAUAGGUGCCAGGCUCACUGGUUUGUGUCAAGAAGUGCAGCACUGCAGGGUUUCACGCUCAACAGUUUCCCGUGUGAAUCAAGAAUGGUCCACCACCCAAAGGACAUCCAACCAACUUGAUACAAUUGUGGGAAGCAUUGAAGUCAACAAUGGGCCAUUAUCCCUGUGGAAUGCUUGCGAAUUGAGCCUGUUCGGAGGGCAAAAGGGGGCCGUGCAACUCAUUCUAAGGAAGGUGUUCCUAAUGUUUUGUACACUCCAUGUAAGUAGAGCGAAGGUUUUUUUCCUCAUGCAAAUGUGUAAUGGUGUAAUGCUCCACAUAGAGAUGUGUAACAACACUGUCUAAUGUUGAAAGACAAGUUCUCAAUAUAAAUGGUCUUGAGGCUUUUGUAUUAUGCAUCUGUUAAUGUCAAUCAUUACCAUAGAGUGACAAAGGGGGGAUUGAAAUGUUUUUGUACCUGCCAUAGAAUUGAAUGUAUAACCACAGCGACAGACUGUACCAAACUUCACCUGGGAAACCAACGCCAUGUCGAGGGCUGCAAAGCCAUGUUUUUUUUUCUUUUUUAAGUGUACAGCACUUUUCCUCAGGGGCAUGUAGCUGAUAUAUAUCAUAACGAUGAAAUGUAUUGUAUCCCCUCCCCAUCACGCUCUUUCUAUAGCUUUGUUGUGUCAGAAGUGAUAUGCAAUUUUUUUCUGCCAUCUCUCAUCUGGGGACUAAGUCUCAUCAAAUAAACAAAUAUGUAGGAAACUGU
Molecule: messenger RNA, 4176 nt
Organism: Oncorhynchus kisutch (coho salmon)
Lineage: Eukaryota; Metazoa; Chordata; Actinopteri; Salmoniformes; Salmonidae
Gene: slc43a1a
Product: solute carrier family 43 member 1a
Exons: 15
Coding region: 162-1820 (552 amino acids)
Biological process (GO): neutral amino acid transport; transmembrane transport
Molecular function (GO): neutral L-amino acid transmembrane transporter activity; L-amino acid transmembrane transporter activity
Source: RefSeq, a predicted model, not a curated record